AUGUGGGCGAUAGAGGAAAAAGAAAAUGUUUACUAUGUUAUGAAAAAUAAUACCAGAAUGCGGUUUUCCAGAAGCAAACAUAUGUGUCCUCCUUUGGAACGACUAGAUUUACCAUGCACGGAAGAUCUGCGGUCAAAGCAUAUGAACUGUGACCCCCAGAAAGCCGUUAUUCUUACAUUUCAAGGUGGAAAAAAGCAAUUUGCAUCCAGGGGGAACUAUGAUUGGAAUUAUAAUGGCCUCUGCAGGCAGUUCAAAAACUUCACAGAUCCAGAAGAAUUUGUUUCUGCGGUUAAUGCAGCAAUGGGUGUUUUUGAUGUGGUAUAUGAAACACAAAUGCAAUCAGAUCCCAUGGACCCCACACCAAAUAACGAUGAUUCUGGAAUAUUUGAUUUUGUUUGUCCAGAAACAUGCAUGGAGGCAAAUGAUAACUUACCUUCUAGUUCGGAGUCUAAUGAACCUCCCACAAAGAAACAGAAAGUAAAACCAUUACAGACUUCAUUAAAUAAAAGUAAGCCUUCCCAGAGAGAGAUUGAUGAAGAAGACAAAAUCCUUAAAAGAAUAAAAGAAAAAACUCUUCCAGGAAUUCAUCAGAUAUUGCUGACAAGGAUUGAUGGGCCUGAAAGGGCUUACAGGGACACAAAUACCUCCUUUGUAAAACAGAUUCAGAAUGGACAGACAUUAUCGUGUACAUCUCCACAACCCCUAGCCCUUCACUUAAUUGGGGAAAACGUCAUGUCUCAAGUGGACAUCCAGCAUCUUUCUGGAUAUUCCUACACCUGCCUAGGAGGCAAUCACCAAAGGUUGGCAGCAAAUGAGAAUCAUGUCCUGUAUCCGAACAUGCCACAAUAUCUGUCACUACCAUCCCUCAUCUUUGUAAACCUGACUCAUGAGGAAGAGAUUUUUGUAGCUGCAAAUCAUAACAUUAUUGGGCAUAACAUUAGCAAGAUCUCUCACAAAGACAUGGUGAAAAUGUUUCGCUCUUUGAAACCAGAAGAAAUAGAUGUCGAGUUGUGCAGGUGUGAAAACACUAAAGCUUGGCGAUCAAAGUGCCAACAACAUCUUCCUCCUGGCUGUGACAUAUCCAGCUAUCAGGCAUUGUUCUGGAUUGCUUGUUCUAGCAAACAAGUUUUUGAUAAAAUCAUCCUAAUUUUUGAGCUUUUUGAGCAAGGAAGGCUAAAGAACCAGAAAAUGAAAAAACAUGCUGAAUCUCCAAAGUUGCAGGUAACAAGACCAUGGAGAGCCCUCAUGACUUUGCCGGAUGACACAGUCAUGGAAUUACUGUCAAAAGUUGCCAACCUGAACUGCGGUUUGGAGGAGAUGACUAAGGAUGCAGAGUACUUGAAGAGUACUAGGAAUGUGCAGUUUGCUGUUAGCAAACUAAGUAAAAUGCCUUGGGGCCAGUGCUUGGAGAAAUUUUGGGAUGGAGAGGAAGAGGCCGAAGAAGAACUGAGCCAGUUUUUAUAUGAUGUGAGGAGAGGUGUGCCAGGUGACAGACUCCGCCUGUAUGUGGAAAAUAAACUUAAAGAUCCGACACAGAAGUCUGCCAGUCUAAUUAUACAGGAGGACCCAUUAAAUUUCCUUAAAAAUGGACAAUUUCACAACACUCCAGAUGCAAUCAUCUAUAAUGAGGAAACGUCUGAAUGGCAACAGCUCCUCCGUAUUACUAUGGACCUCCCAUGCUUGAGUGAAGAUGUGUCAGUUCUUCUAACCUCAUCAUGGGAGGGAGUGAGUGAUCUUCUCAAAGCGCUGGAUCUGAUGUACCCUUCAAAGAAGAAGGCUGUCAUAGUGUUUCACAACAAAGCCAGCAAAUCUACCCAGCCGUAUGUACGCCUAAUAACAAGGAGGAGUGCAAUGCCGGAAUUGAUUGAGGGAAAUUCUAAAGUACAGUUUUAUGAGAAACUUCUGAAUGGAGGAAAGUUUAUGGGGGAAGGAGGAAACCUCCUCGUUUUGCAUUGUGGAAAAGGAGAAGCAUUGAAAGCUGCCCAGAAACGAAAGAUCUCUGUAACUGGAGUAGAGAACAGAAAAGAAAUGUUCCGUCAGUGUAACCGUAUUGUUCAGGACUAA
Saccostrea cuccullata (small rock oyster) is the source of this 2064-nucleotide messenger RNA. RefSeq lists its product as uncharacterized. NCBI's taxonomy places the organism in Eukaryota, Metazoa, Mollusca, Bivalvia, Ostreida, Ostreidae. The transcript is spliced from 15 exons. The coding region runs from base 1 to 2064 and encodes 687 amino acids. The record is from RefSeq and is a predicted model, not a curated record.